Messenger RNA from Desarmillaria tabescens, 795 nucleotides. RefSeq lists its product as uncharacterized. The transcript has 2 exons. NCBI's taxonomy places the organism in Eukaryota, Fungi, Basidiomycota, Agaricomycetes, Agaricales, Physalacriaceae. The record is from RefSeq and is a predicted model, not a curated record. Bases 238 to 708 code for a protein of 156 amino acids.
UGGUUCACAUUCGUCUUCAAUAUCAACGGCGAGAUGUUACGGGUUCACUAAACGUUACUCUGUUACGCGGCACGCGUCAAAGGAGUUUCGAGAUCUAUCGUCACGUUGAGCUAUCGAUCACAUGAAACAAGAAUGUCAAUAACGGUCAAGAACCGCGGUCUCUCUUUCCCACGCCCUGCCCAAUACCGUCCAUGCUCGCUAUACUAUUCAAUACAACCGUGACCAGCGGCUUUGGCAAUGGCUAUGUCCCAAUCCGCUUCCUUCCUUCACAAGAUAUCCAUCUCAUUUACUACGCGUGUGCCUGAUGUUUCGUAUCACAUGAAUACAACUGCUUCCCAUAUCGUGGGAUGCUCGUCUCAGAGACCCAACACGCGAAUCAUCAGCUCGGUCGUGCCCUUACACUUACAAGGUUAUCGACCCCUGACCCUUCCGACAUCACUAAAUGGCGGGAUAACGACUAUGGGUUCGGACUAUUACAAACGAGUCUUGAUGGAGGAUAUCAAAGGGAGGAGACAGGAUGCGAUUGAACCUGAGUAUAUGCUCUCUUCUCCGAACUACUUCCAUGCCUGUCGAUCAGACCCAGCGUGUCUCCUGUUCGUGCUAAUAUUCAUCAACCCAAUGACAGCUGUCGUGCCUGUCUACUACUAUCACCAAUUCGAUUAUUGUACUUCGUCACAGCACCACUCCGAUACAAAUCUAUCGGCCUAAUCGAUGUUACACACGGGAUUUCGUAACUUUGAAUCUGUCUAAAGAUCAAAGAUCAAAGAUCUUUGUCUGUAGCGAGAACACAGCAUG